UCUGACGCUCCAAAUCGAACCCAACCCAUUUACCCCGAAUCUCACCCUCCACCCCCAACUCCGGCGACCACCUCGCCGCCAUGGCCGCCCGCCGGAGCCCCGCCGCGGCCCACCACCGCCUCUUCCUCCUCCUCCUCCUCUUCUCGGCCCUCCUCGCCCCCCUCGCGUCCGCCUACCGCCCCGGCGACAUCGUCCCCAUGCUCCGCUCCGGCCAGUACCACGGCUCGAGGUCGGUGUGGUUCGAUGUGGUGGGACGCCACUGCCCGUCCUUCGCGGUCAACCAUGAGGUUAUGAUGCCGAUCCCCAAGCCGACUGGGUUCACCGGUGCAGAUCCUUACAAGAUAACAUUUCAAAUUGGUCACGAAAAGUUCCACCUUCCUUGGCUUUAUGUCAUAAAUCGCAAAAGCUCUGAAGUUCCAAUGAUUGAUUUCCAUUUGAAAUACUCUGGAAAUGAUUUACUUGGUGUCACAGCUAAAGUAGUGGACAUGCCUCACAUUUAUGUUGAACAUCAUCCUGACAUAAGGAAGAAUUUCUGGGAUCAACAGAAUUGGCCAAAAUAUGUUCUGGUCAGAUAUACAUGGGAGGAGCAAUCGGAGAUAGAUGUUCCUGGAGGUUUCUAUGUGUUGUUUGGAUCUGGGCUUGUUCUAUCCUUCAUCCUUGCAAUCUACGUCCUGCAAUCAUCUCAGGAAAAGUUGACAAGAUUUGUGCGAGAAGCAGUUAAUGACAGUAGUCUACCGGAAGGAGGGUUUGCAAAGGUUGAGUGAUCUUUCUACAAGGAGCUGGAAAAUUAUACACUAGUCUGUCCAUUGAUCAGAAAACUGUCAGUAGAUACCGAGUUGUCAGUCAAAUUUCAUGGGCGAGCUUUCAACUUCAAACAAGAGCCAGUGGAUUGUCUUGUAUAAAUACAUACAUUGCAAACGAUUUAGCUAUUAUGACAUGAAAAGAGGAAAGAGAAAUGGACAUUAGGUUUUCCCUUGGCAGAAUGGUAUUUUUAGCAAACUAUUGUCCGACUGUCACUAACUCACUUCAGUUGAUGUAUUGCGUGAUGAUUUUGUCUGAUGCAUUUUUUUUGUGUGUGUUUUUAUGCUUCUUGUGGAAAUCUUCAUCCUUGAAAAAACCAACAACUUCUCGGUUUUUCUAGGAUGGAGGAGGUAUGUAUUAAACUGCUAUGGCGCAUUGCUUUCUGCUUGUAAGAAUCACUAUGUCAAGUUAAUCAAGUUUGGUCA
This is a messenger RNA of Oryza sativa Japonica Group (Japanese rice), 1226 nucleotides long. RefSeq lists its product as uncharacterized. NCBI's taxonomy places the organism in Eukaryota, Viridiplantae, Streptophyta, Magnoliopsida, Poales, Poaceae. The record is from RefSeq and is a predicted model, not a curated record.